Molecule: messenger RNA, 646 nt
Organism: Acomys russatus (golden spiny mouse)
Lineage: Eukaryota; Metazoa; Chordata; Mammalia; Rodentia; Muridae
Gene: Btc
Product: betacellulin
Exons: 5
Coding region: 1-642 (213 amino acids)
Biological process (GO): positive regulation of mitotic nuclear division; epidermal growth factor receptor signaling pathway; positive regulation of cell population proliferation
Source: RefSeq, a predicted model, not a curated record
AUGUCCUUUGGCUAUGUCCCCAGAAUAGGAAAGAAAGAUGAAAUGGUUGUCAACCUGGUGGCAGGUGGAUUGGAUGUGGGAACGCAGCUUCAAGAGGGUGGACUAGCUUGGCCUGCAGAGGAAGAAGUUCAUAUUGACCCAGCACAGAGUGCUGUGGACCAGGUAGAGGGAUGUCUUGCGAUUCUCCACUGUGUGGUGGCAGAUGGGAACACAACCAGAAUGCCUGAAAGCAAUGGCUCUCUCUGUGGAGCUCCUGGGGAGAACUGCACAGGCACCACCCCUCGGCAGAAAUUGAAAACCCAUUUCUCCCGGUGCCCCAAACAGUACAAGCAUUACUGCAUCCAUGGGAGAUGCCGCUUUGUGGUAGACGAGCAAACUCCCUCCUGCAUCUGUGAGAAAGGCUACUUUGGAGCACGCUGUGAGCGAGUGGACUUGUUUUACCUCCAGCAAGACAGAGGGCAGAUCCUGGUGAUCUGCUUGAUAGCAGUCAUGGUGGUCUUCAUCAUCUUAGUCAUCGGCGUCUGCACCUGCUGUCAUCCUCUUCGGAAACACCGUAAAAAAAGGAAGGAGGAGAAAAUGGAAACGUUGGGUAAAGAUAAAACUCCCAUAAGUGAAGAUGUUCAAGAGACCAACAUUGCUUAAUGGU